AUGACUGAACCAGUAGCACCCAUUGAGCAGACCAUCCGCCAACACUCCCGCCACUCUUUCCUCUCGCAUCACCACCAAUAUGUCAACCUGCCCCGCAUAACAAUCAAGUACUGCACGCAAUGCAAAUGGAUGCUGCGCGCGGCAUAUUUUGCUCAAGAACUUCUCUCAACUUUUAGCACAACCCUCGGCGAAGUCUCGCUCGUCCCAGCCACAGGUGGCGUAUUCACCGUGACCAUUCUCCAUUCUUCAUCGGUAUCUAGCGCAAAAGAACCAGGUAGCCCUGGCACUGAUUUGAUUGAAACCCUGCUCUGGGAUCGGAAGACGCAUGGCGGAUUUCCAGAAGUCAAACAUCUUAAAUCUCUCGUUCGCAAUAUUGCCGAUCCUACGAGAAGUCUGGGACAUGUGGACAGAGCUUUGGAGAAAGCAAAUCAAGGUGAUAAAGACACUCAGUCCUCUGUUGCCGGCCAUAAAGAGGAUGAGAAAGAGCAGACCAAGUCUGAAGAGGCAUGUGAGGAUUGUCAGUAG
Talaromyces atroroseus is the source of this 525-nucleotide messenger RNA. RefSeq lists its product as hypothetical. The coding region runs from base 1 to 525 and encodes 174 amino acids. The record is from RefSeq and is a predicted model, not a curated record. The transcript has 3 exons. NCBI's taxonomy places the organism in Eukaryota, Fungi, Ascomycota, Eurotiomycetes, Eurotiales, Trichocomaceae.